Molecule: messenger RNA, 765 nt
Organism: Plectropomus leopardus (leopard coralgrouper)
Lineage: Eukaryota; Metazoa; Chordata; Actinopteri; Perciformes; Serranidae
Gene: phpt1
Product: phosphohistidine phosphatase 1
Biological process (GO): peptidyl-histidine dephosphorylation
Cellular component (GO): cytosol
Molecular function (GO): protein histidine phosphatase activity
Source: RefSeq, a predicted model, not a curated record
ACAGGUGUGACUGUCGGAGCUGUGGAGCAAAUGUUUUUAUUUGUAACCAGUUCAUGUUGGCUCAUUUACGUCUAAAAUAGUGAAAUAGAAACUCUCUGUAAAGCUGUUGUAGCUCUCUGCGUCGACAAACACGGAGUUAAUUCAUAAAAUACGGGCGUUUUGUCUGUUAGCUUGUGUGCUAGCGUGGUCGGUGAGCAGUCUGGAGAUGUGCACUCAGACGAAGGCUGCAGCUCUGAUGAUGAACAUCCCGCAGGCUGACAUCGACCCCUCCGGUGUCUUUAAGUAUGUCCUGAUCAGAGUUCACAGCAGAGAGCCGGGAGACGACUCGGAGGUCGACAUAGUCCGAGGAUACGGCUGGGCGGAGUACCACGCUGAUAUCUAUGAAAAGGUUGCUGAGGAGCUGGAAGAGGGCGGCCUCCUGGACUGUGAGUGUGUGGGAGGAGGGAGGAUCAAACAUGAUCCCCAAGAUAAGAAGAUUCACGUCUAUGGAUACUCCAUGGGAUAUGGAAGAGCAAACCACGCAGUGACCACUGAGAAACUGAAGGUUCGGUAUCCAGACUAUGAGGUGACCUGGGACAAUGAAGGAUACUGAACUGAACUAAGACCAGACUCUGCUGGACACUCAGGACUGACAUGGCACUUACCUGUAAUUGCAAAAUUUAGAACCAUACAAAGUCCACUAAGGAGCUUUUGAUACUAAAUUACUAAUCCGGGACUAAGACUGACAUACAACACCAAGUCUUAAAAAAAUAGAAAAUAUUAUAA